AUGGAUAUUCAAGAACUAUCUUUACUAACAGUUCAAGAUGAUUUAAAUAAACCAAAAAUUAUAUCAUCAGGCAAGUUUUUUAAUGAUGCGAUUAAUUCAAUUAAAUUUUCUGUAUCAAAAACAUUAUUCAAAGAUGUAACAUUGAUUUAUCUGUUUGCUCAAGAUAAAAGAUGGGCUUUAAUGUGUUGGAAAAAACCAACUCUAAAGAUUCAUUCUGAUGACUUUUAUCUAUUCCAGUCCCAAUUAUUAAAUUUUUGCCAAAAUUCAAGAUAUUUUUUUGAAAAUUCAGAUGAAAUACUUUUGAUUGCUCCUUCAUUGAGCGACAAACAUUUUGAAAAUAUUGAUAGGAUUGGACAGUUGAUUUCAAGUAAUUCGCAGUCUCAAACAGAUUACCACAAUCUGAUCAAUCUAGAGUAUUUGGAUUUAUCAAAAAAUAAAAUGAGUAAAGUUGAAAACGUUGAUUUCUUGGUUAAUUUAAAUAACUUGAGUUUACCAAUGAACGAAAUUAAUAGGAUCGAAAAUUUGGAUGUAUUCAAUAAUUUGACUAGCUUGGAUUUAUUAAAUAAUAAAAUUCUAAAAACGAUUGGAAAUUUUGAUAAAUUAGUCAAUUUCACAACUCUUAGCUUGAGUUAUAACUUUAUCGAAAAUAUUAAAGGAUUUUCAAAGUUAAUUGCAUUAAAAAAAAUUGAACCUUGCUAA
Ascoidea rubescens DSM 1968 is the source of this 699-nucleotide messenger RNA. RefSeq lists its product as uncharacterized. Gene Ontology annotation, molecular function: protein binding. The coding region runs from base 1 to 699 and encodes 232 amino acids. The transcript is spliced from 4 exons. NCBI's taxonomy places the organism in Eukaryota, Fungi, Ascomycota, Saccharomycetes, Ascoideales, Ascoideaceae. The record is from RefSeq and is a predicted model, not a curated record.